This is a messenger RNA of Musa acuminata AAA Group (dessert banana), 2349 nucleotides long. Its product is annotated as phosphoinositide phosphatase SAC6-like. Gene Ontology annotation, molecular function: phosphatidylinositol-4-phosphate phosphatase activity. Lineage: Eukaryota; Viridiplantae; Streptophyta; Magnoliopsida; Zingiberales; Musaceae. The coding region runs from base 353 to 2149 and encodes 598 amino acids. The record is from RefSeq and is a predicted model, not a curated record. Gene Ontology annotation, biological process: phosphatidylinositol dephosphorylation. Gene Ontology annotation, cellular component: endoplasmic reticulum. The transcript is spliced from 23 exons.
AACGAACUCGCCUGCCCCGUUUGGGAAGCUGGCGAUCGACAACACCGGGGUUCGUCUCUCCCCCUCGUUCUUGUCCGAGGGAAGCAACCACUAGGCAUUGAGAUGGAUCCUUGCACGCUUGCCUUCUGUCCAGCAAUUACAGUGCCUGAAGUCCAUGAUUCAGAUGAAAAGCUUCUUCAGACUGGAGUUUUGGCCUCAUGCCUUCUGGCCACCAUGAUGGAUUCAGGAACUUCAUGCACAGGGAUGAGGAGGUGAACUACUUCCCUUCCAGGUAUGAUCCUGUUCGACAUGCAGAGAGGUACCCAGUUCCCACCUGUGUUGUUAAUGCAAGGCGUGCGAAACAUAUCCAGUCAUGAAUGAUACAAAUAGGGGCACUCCUGAGAAAAAGCUUUACACACGAUUGAGGUUAUGGCAAUUCCCAGACAAGUAUAUACUUGAACCAAUCGAUGGCACUGCCGAGUCAUUUUUGUCAAUCAGUCGUUUUGACGGAUCAAUUAACUUAAUAGGUGAGCUUUCAAAAUGCAGUGCGACGGAAUCUCCAAAUGUUCGUACUAUCUUUGGUGUGAUUGGCAUGCUUAAGCUUUUAGUAGGAACAUACUUAUUGGUUAUAACGGAGCUUGAAAGUGUUGGAUCUUACCUAGGGCAUGCUAUUUACAGGGUCUCAGGCAUGCAAAUUCUUCCAUGCAAUCAUUCUCUGAAUAAUUCCUCUGCUGAGCAGAAAAAGAUGGAAGCUGAGUUCUCUGUUCUUCUAAAUGCUGCAGAGGGGACUUCAGGUCUGUACUUCUCCUAUGAUGUCAAUUUAACACUCUGCUUACAGAGGUUACAUGAGUUAGGCAAUGAGUCUAAGCUGCUUCCUCUUUGGAGACAGGCAGAACCUAGAUUUCUUUGGAAUAGCUACAUGUUGGAAGCACUCAUUGAUAACAAGCUGGAUUCAUAUGUGCUACCUAUCAUUCAAGGAAGUUACCAAAAUUUCCAAGCAGCUAUUGGUCGAAAAGUAGUUGAUGUUACCUUAAUUGCACGUAGAUGCACAAGGAGAACAGGUACUCGGAUGUGGAGAAGAGGAGCCGACAUGGAGGGCUAUGUUGCAAAUUUUGUUGAAUCUGAACAGAUAUUGCAAUCAAAUGGAUUUACAGCAUCCUUUGUCCAAGUUCGAGGGUCCAUGCCAUUUCUAUGGGAGCAGAUUGUUGAUUUGACAUAUAAACCUAAGUUUGAGAUUGUUAGGCCUGAGGAAGCGUGUCGUGUUGCUGAACGUCACUUCUUGGAUUUGAGUAAUAAAUAUGGUUCAGUCUUAGCUGUUGAUCUUGUCAACAAGCAUGGAAGUGAGGGACGUCUGAGUGAAAGAUUUGCAAAUGCAAUGCAGACCAUUCGAAAUGAUGACAUUAGGUAUGUACAUUUUGACUUUCACCAAAUCUGUGGCCAUAUACAUUUUGAGCGUCUCUCACUCCUCUAUAAUCAAAUUGAGGACUACCUGAAUAAGCAUGGAUACUUUCUUUUGAAUGAGAAAGGUGAGAAAGUUUCAGGUCAGACAGGAGUUGUGAGAACAAAUUGUAUUGACUGCUUAGAUCGAACGAAUGUUACACAGAGCAUGAUUGCAAGAAAAGCGUUGGAAAGCCAACUCAAGCAAAUUGGAAUUUUUGGUUCUGAUGACUCAAUUAGUGCAUACCCAUAUUUUGAUGCAAGCUACAAAAUUUUAUGGGCUAAUCAUGGAGAUCAUAUUAGCAUUCAAUAUUCUGGAACUCCUGCCCUGAAAGGAGAUUUUGUGAGGUAUGGAAAUCGAACAGUACAGGGAAUUCUAAAAGAUGGAUGGAAUGCUCUAGCUCGUUAUUACUUGAAUAACUUUGUUGAUGGGACAAAACAGGAUGCAAUUGAUCUGCUACAAGGGCAUUACAUUGUGUCUCUAAGUCGAGAUAUGAGUUCUCCAACAAAAGCAGGAGCCUUGGAAACAUAUGCGUCCUUUCGACUGGCACUAGCGUUGGUCUUGACUGGGCUUAUGUUUGCACUGAUGUCUCUACGACAAGCUCAAAUCAAUGUUCGCCACAUAUUGCUCUCACUUGUUUGGGCAAGUCUGAGUCUGGGUAUAGCAGCAUUUGUGCGAGCCAAUGGUCGGUUGUUUACCAAUAGGCCUCGUCUUUUAAGAUCAAAGCAUUGAUAGGGAUCUAGGCCCUAUCAAUGAUUCUUUCAGCACAGUCAAUGAUUCUUCCUUAUUGAUUGGAUAGUGAAGAAUUUUUCUUCAUGGAAUUGGACAGACCAAGCCUUGUUUGUCAAGUGAAUUUUCUAAACUUAUUUAUUUGACAAUAAUUAUAUCCUUGAAACAAGAUGAAAUAAAUCAAAAAAUGAAAUUUUGUUCAA